Messenger RNA from Schistosoma guineensis, 5835 nucleotides. NCBI's taxonomy places the organism in Eukaryota, Metazoa, Platyhelminthes, Trematoda, Strigeidida, Schistosomatidae. The record is from the annotation of a GenBank genome assembly.
AUGGAUAAUUCACAAGUUAAUUUAAUACAUUAUGAGAAUGAUAGAAACUGGAUAUUAUGGCGUAAUUCUACGCUACUUUUAUUGAUUCUUUGUACUGGUAUUUUUAUAUCCAUUGAUAUUUAUACAAUAUCUGAUAGAAAGUAUGGAAUUGGUGAGUCGUCAGUAAUAAUUAAGAGAACAAUUAAAAAUAUUAUUGAAAAAGACAAAGAUAGUAGUACAGUGGAUUUCAUGAAUGAUCAAUCUAUACAAUGGAAUAUUAAUGAUGAUGAUUAUAAUAAAAUGAAUGAAACUUUAAUAAGAUCUCACUAUUCAAAUCCUUAUAGAUUAAAAAACUACAUGAAUAGUAUUACAAAAACAUGUUUAAAUAUGGAAUCUAUUGAUUGGAAUAUGAUGUUAUGGAGAGAUAAAGGAAACGUUUAUAAUGAACAACAUAUACGAUUGGCCAAUAUAAAUGCUAAAGGCGCUCAUCUUUUCAGUGAAGAUCUAAAUCAAUUGAAGAAUCAAAUGUCUUAUAAAAAAGAAGUUACUCAACAAUUUGACAAUCUAAGUUUUCUAUUAGCAUAUCCUUCUGGGAUUAGUGUCCACAUUAAUGUAAAAAAUAUCAGAUUACUGCCAGAAUAUGAAGAUGUUGAACAUUUAGCUAGUGAUAAUGGAAUUGUUAUGGAUCCUUCAAGAAAAUCGAAUAUGCAACAUUGGCGUAAACCACUUGAGACAAUCAUUAAAACAGCAUGUCGGUAUCCAUUACCUAAACAAUACUAUUUGGCUAUGCAUCCUUAUUUAGAUCGACAUACAACUGCUAAAAGACGUGUAUGCCAACCAAAUAAUGUUAAUUCUCGUUUAUGUCCUGCUAAUUAUCCAAGUGGAUAUAUAUUUUAUGAUCGUUCUAUAAAUGGACAAUGCACACAAAAUAAAGCUUCAUAUCUACCUCCUCAACUAAAUAGUUUUUAUUGUACAAUCAAUUCACCAUUGGUCAAUAAAUUAUUUCAAGAAAACAUUAUAGAAAGUCAAUCAUACUUAAAAGAUAUGCACUGUGAUACACAACGACGUAUUUGUCAAACAUGUUUAAAACAAUCAUGUUUCAGUAGUAAAACUGAAGUGUUUUCAGAGACAAAUUUAAAGAAAGUUCAAAACAAUUUACUUAGUAAUCAUGGUGAAGUCGAAACUAAUCAUGAUUUUAAUGAAGAAAUAUUCUAUGGAAAUUUAUUGCGCGUUAAUACUAUUGAACAAAAUAUCAGGCAAGCUAAUGAUCCUGACUGUUGUGGUAUUAAAUGUUAUUCCAAUCCAAGUUGCCUUGAUUAUUUUGGUUCCCGUUGUGAGAUGUAUACAAGUAGACAUUCGAAUGCAACUGAGAUAUGUUUACAAGGUAAAACACUAAAAUUUACUUUAAAUCCUGAAUUUGACUUUACUAAUGGGACUUAUAUAUGUCAUGUUCGACAUCGUCCUCCGAAAACUAUAUACACUAUUGAAACUUGGUUAACUCUUGAAAUUCAAGGUUUACCAAAAUUAGUAUGGAGUAGUCUUCGUUUAAAAUAUAACAUUCAAUUAAUGAAUAACGGAAAACCUUCAAGACAUAAAUCAAACAAAGUGAAUUAUUAUAUUCAAACUCUGGAGCAACGAUUUCUAAAACAUGGUAUUUUGUUGUUAUGGAAUGAGAAUAUUUAUUUAGAGCAUAAGACAAGUUUACCUAUAUGGGAUGAUGCAAUUGUUCAUAGAUCUGUUGACAAAGAAAUAUCACUGUUUCAACUGAAGUUUUUGAAAGAUUUUGGAACUGAACCUCCUCCACUUCAAAGACAUAAGGAGGAGAAAUACAUAGUUGUGCAGUUCUCUAAACCAUUUCAGUACAGUACUUCUAAUUGGGGCAAUCAAACAUGUCAAAUCAAUAUAAGUCAUAUUCAUCGUGCACAACCAAUCUAUGCAGAAAACACAAAAGUUUCAAUAGAAACUACAUCCAUUCCACAGAGAACUACAUCAAAUGCAUUCCUGUAUACAUUGAAAAAUUCACAAAAAAAAGCAACCAUUGAAAUCAAAUCUCAUAUCAAUCAUUCCUUAUUAUACACUGCUGCUUGUUUAAACGGACUAACGUUUACACAAUCCAUACCCAAUGAAUUUAAUGAUAAAACCAAUAACCCAAGUGAUGGAAAAUAUUCCACUGAACAGAUCGGUCGACUGUAUCCAGAAAUACAAGUAUCUACUCAAAGAUUGCAAACAAACUGUGAUUUGAACUCAACUUGGAGAGUGACUAUCACAGGCUCAACUACUACACAUAAAUCAACAUAUAUUCAUUUGAAAUUAUAUACUGAAUCAUUGAAAUCAUUAUCAAAUUUAAAGAAAACUAAUAGUUUGAUCCCAAUAGAUCCACAACAUAUUUUAUAUGAAAAAGAUUUAAUUCUAUUAAAUGAUCAAUUUGAUUUCAUUACAAACUAUUCUAAUAAAAAGAAAGAAAUAUCAUUUCAAAUUCAAUUGAAUAUUGAAUAUAUUCAAUUUCCAAUUGUAUCUACUCCUUUAUUUCAAUCAGUAUUAUUAAUAAUUCAUAUUAAAGAUUGUUUUACUGAUUAUUUAUUAAGUACAUUACUGAAUGCACAAAACAAUAUUCCAUUGUCAAAAUCCAUAAAUACUUAUCAGAAUAAUACGAUUAUGUUAAAAGAAUCUUUACCAAAUCAUAUAGACUCAUUAAGUGCUGAUAAAAUGCAUUUACCAUUUGUGAUUACAUGUUUAAUUAUUGGUCUUUCUUAUAUUAUACUUUUAACUAUAUAUACCAUUUUAAAAAUAUGUCAAGGAUCUAAUAAAUUCCAUACAAACAAUAUAAUUCCUAGUUCAACAAGUUAUAGCUCAAAUAAUGAAGCACAACAAAAACGUUAUUCAUCAUUUUCAGCUUAUUCUACAACUUUAUUAAAUAAUUAUCAUAGGACAAGUUCACAAUCUCAAUUAACUCGUUUAACAUGUCCUCAAAAAGUUUGUAUUAUGAUCUAUUUAUGUUUUCGGGUAUUUUAUACUUUUCUGUUCACUAUCAGUGUUGGAUUAUCAUUUAUUUUAAGUAUUGAAACUGAUGCUACUGUGGAGUUUACUUCAGCAGUACAUAAUAAUCAUUUUAUUACAAUGAAUUCAUUUAAUAAUUAUAAUGGAAAUAUUGGUAGUAGAUUAAUUCUGCCAUCAGUGAUGAAUACAAUGACAUUGACAACGGAUAUAGGCAACAGAUGGCGUGGAGCUAAAGUAUGGGUAUUAGAAGCUGCUAGAAUGGAGGAUUUUUCUCAAACUGAAUUAUUAAGACAGACUCAAAAAGGGACAAGCCAAAUCUCAGACUGUGGUAAACAUUAUGAAGAUCAUAGUAAGCAUUUGUCUAGAUAUAUGAUGUAUAUUGGUAAGAAACUAAUCAGCUGGUUUAGCCAAACAAGUACCAACAAUGACGUUUUUAAUCAUAAUGAUAUAAACGAAAAUUCAAUGAAUUAUCAUUCCGACAACAAAAUUUCAUAUGAAGAUUCUAUCAGUCAAAUUGAACAUGAAAUGUACAAUAUUAAUAGUAAUAAUAAAUCUACACUCCAAUGGACAUCGAAUGGUGUAAAUAUUCAAAUACCUACUAUAGAACAAGAAACAUGGAAUCAUUUGGAACGUACCAGUUGGUUACCUUAUUUAGAUACAGUUGAUGAUUAUCUAAGAAAGACAAGAGAUGAUCUGGAUACGAAAGUUAUUGACUACUGGGCACCAUAUGAUCAACUUUUAGCUAAUCUUCUUACAAAUCCAUGGCUUGCACCAGCAUAUAGGGCAUUAAAUACAUCAUGGUUACAAGAGAGGCGUAUAUCAUUCAUGGAUCGAACGUAUUUUGGUUUAGUAUCAAGUGAUUUUUACUCGGAAGAUGAAAACCAAUCGUCAAACGAUUUAACCGCUUUAAAUGGUGCCAGAGAAACACAAUCUUUAAUGCUAGCAAAUUUUAUUGGUGUUCCACAACCUGCACAUGCUCGUUUGGCUGGUACAAGAAUUUGGAAUAGUUUUCGUAAUCUAGUUCCAGGUUUGCCGAGCAAAUUCUAUUAUAAAUUAGAACCAAGUUCAUUAUCGUCAUCCUAUUCAUCAUCAGUUCUAAAUAAAGAUGAUGAAUUUCGAAGAAAGCCAAAAUUGUAUCAUGAUCAUCGACAAAUGUUAUCCAGUGAAGAUUGGUACCAUAUUCCAAGUGGACAGUUGGAUUUAGAUGAAAAAUUGAAUGUUGACUCAUUUACUGAUUUAAAUGCACAAUUCUAUCCGUUUGCAACAACUGUUACGAAACGAAAUGGAAAUCCUUCAACAAUUGAUUCAAAUUCUUAUUUUUUAACAUUGACACAAGUUCGAUUAUUGUUAUUGUUAUUAGAUGCCAUUAUUAUAUUGUCUAGAUGUUUUCAAACAUUUGAAUUUAUGCAUAAUAUUUGGUUUGGUGAUAUAAAAUUAAUUAAUGCCAAUCAUUUAAUUCAUGAUCUAAAUGAUACUUCACAAAUAAUGAUUGAUUCAUUUGAUCAUUCUAUGCAUCAUCAUUCACAACAAACACAACAAAUACAUAGUACUUAUAAUUCGAAUUAUCAUUAUCAACCUCAACUUCAAAUAAGAUCACCUAGACAUAUACAAUUAUCUAUAGGAUCUACACCAUUCUUACAUCCUGCAUCAUGCUCAUCAAAUUUACAUGAAUCAAAUCAUCAUUCAAUCUCUAAUGAGUUCCCCACAUCAAUCGGCACAAAUCACAAUGAAGCAGUGAUUGCCAACCAACCUAUUCGUGUAAGUGAAUAUGAAAGAAAAUCUUCUACAGGGAUUAAAAUAACUCAAAACAAUCCACCAACACUGAAUUUUGAUAAUGGAACUGGACGUUUUACAGCUUGCUACUGUUGUCUUGAUGCUCAUUAUUUGCUAGUGAUAACUGGUAUUGGCUUAUUAUUUAUUGGACUAGUUUUAAUUUGGGCUACUGAUAGACAUGUUCGACCAGGAUGGCUUUUAGCAAAGACCGGUGUAUUAGCUCGAUCACGUGCACUUGAAGACUGUAGACAAAGAACAAAUGCUAUCUUGAAAACCAUUCAACCGAAUCAUAUAAAUAAGGAUUUGAUAAGAUCUGCUAAAAUUAACGCAGCUAAAGAAGCUUAUUGGAUCAAUCAAUUGACUAAUAGACUAGAGCAUGUACAAACACAGAUACAAUUACAGUUUAUCACAGAAUUAUGUUUACUGCAAAAAGGAUUGGUAAAUCAUUAUUAUGUCUUAGAUCAACAUGCUGUGAGAAUCCAUGUACCAGAGAUAACGGAUACAAAUUCAACAUUUUCAGCUUGUGAACUAAUUGGUCCUAAUUUUCAGUUGACUGAACAAGCAUUAUUGAUUUUGUCUAACUGGAAGUUGGAUCCGCUAACAAAUAAACAAAUUAAACAUACACUAAAAACUCCAGUAUGUCAUUUCUCCCCAGUUGUUCCUGCUACUUAUGCUGAAAGUCAUCUAUCACGUUUAUUAAGAAUGACUAGUUUAAACGAACAAUCCCAUCAAAUGAGCACUAAAAAAACUAAUGAACAAAUUACCUCAAAUAAUAAUCAAACAGAAUCAAACAGUCAAGUUGAUGGAAAUCAAUUAGAUUUCAACUAUGAACAACUUACUACAUCAAUUGGAAGUUUGUCAACUUUAAUUAAUGCUAUUUAUCGUUUAUUAUUAACUAGUUUAACAGUAAUGAUGGCUAUGGGUGGAUUAUUAGUCUGUUUGCAUAUGAUUUCAAUAUUGGGACGUAUAAUAAUACGAAUUCCAGUACGUAAGAUUUAUUACACCACCAUCUACCCUCCUUGUACAUCUGUGAAUAAUCCAUCUUGUUCACCUACUGUUUGCCAAUCACGCAGUCAACAUUCAUGA